CGGUAGUAAAACGGUUCAUUUACUACUGAUAAUAUUUUAGCUCAACUCUAUAUAUAUAUAUAUGUAAAAUCUUAACUAUUAGAUCAGAAUCAAAUAGGUAAAAUUUUAUAAAUUUAUUUUCUAUAUGUAUCCUUCAUAAUUUUUUUAAUUUAUUAUUUAUGAACCAGCUCGUAUUUUUCUACGUAAGCUGAAUUUUUUAGCUCGAUAUUUUGACGAGCCGGCUCGUGUUCAGCUCGUUAAUGCUAAACACAAGUCGGUCUCAAAUCGCUGGUGUUCGGGGGCGUUGGCAGCUCUAACAAAUAGACCCUCUCUGUACAUAAAUACGGGAUAGCGGCGCCGCAUUGUUGGACCUCUGUCGGCCUGUCUGCCCGUCUGCCUGUCCUUCUCAUGACUUCGACUCGUUCCUGCUGGUCGGCGCACAGCACGAGAGGAGGAGGAGGAGGAGGAGGAGAAGGAGAACAUGCACUAGUGCUCCUCGCAGUGGCACUACCAUUAUUAGCGUCAUUGCCAUCGCCAAAUUCUCGGCCUAGGGGUAGGGUUAGGCUUAGAGUUUUGUAGUUCGUCCUCCUCAUGAACACCUCUCGCGCGCGGCUGCGGUGGGGGGCGGCGGAGACGAGGGAUCUGAUCGCGGCGAGGGCGGCGGCGGAGGCGGAGGAGAAGUGCAAGUGCAAGUGGAAGAGCCUCGUCCAUCCAUGCAAUUGCAAGGGAAAAGAGACGUCGGAUGCCGAUAACGUCGAUGAGCCGGCGACGAACAUGCGACGCCCUCACCUUGCUGUUGAAUCCUGUGCCUCCAAUCCGAAUAAGAAACUAAAGAGGCCGUCCGAAGAUCGAUCGUUCGAUGAAUUCUUAGAAGGUGAAGAUGAAGAUGAAGAUGAAGAAGAGAAUGGCAAUCGCGACGGCCCCGCUCGAAGCACGAAGACGAGGGUCGCGAGGGGGGCAAAGUUACUGAUUGGCGACAGAAGCAUUGUUGAUGUGUUGCGAGAGCUGAUGGAGUGGCAACAGAAGGCGGAGAAGCGGUGGCGGGAGGAGAUGGAGAGGAGCGUGGAGGAGCGGCGGGUCUUCGAGCAGGAGUGGCGGGAGACGGUGGAGAGGUUGGAGAGGGAGAGGCUGAUGCUGGAGCGGGCGAUGCGGGAGAGCGAGGAGCAGGCGAGGAUGAGGGAGGAGACCCGGGCGGAGAAGCGCGACGCGCUGCUGAACACACUUCUAGAUAAGCUCAUCCCAGAUGGUGUUUGA
Ananas comosus (pineapple) is the source of this 1233-nucleotide messenger RNA. RefSeq names its product trihelix transcription factor GT-3b-like. The record is from RefSeq and is a predicted model, not a curated record. Lineage: Eukaryota; Viridiplantae; Streptophyta; Magnoliopsida; Poales; Bromeliaceae. The transcript is spliced from 2 exons. Bases 571 to 1233 code for a protein of 220 amino acids.